UGAAAUACGGAUUGUUUUCAUUCACCAGUCACUGCUGUUAAGUCUUAUUUGUGUAAUCGUAGUAUGUUGUGUUUGAUGCUUUACGUAUGUUGACUCAUCAUACUGUAAAUAAUUGAAUAGAUGACGUAAACAGUGCUGUACAGGUUGUCGUGUCAAGUGGUAGGCAAUGGAAGUGCAAGGCAUCAGAAGUCCAUCAGUUGAAACGUGGGAUGGAGACUCAGCUGAUGUUGAGGAUGAUGAAUCUGUAAUAACAAGAAGAAUCAGUAGGAAUUCUGGAGAUCCUGUUUGCACAAAUGAAAGUGUUAUCCUUCGACAUGAUCGUGCGUGGAAGACAAUUAAUGAACCAGUGAAAACAAUAUAUAAAAACCUAGAUAAAAAUCAAGCUCAUGUAAAGUCAUUUUUGAAGUACCUGCUUGACAACAAAAAGAAUCUUGUGAAGUAUUUUGUUCCUAAUCAAAAAUGUUGUAAGGAGCACUAUUCUGCUAUGGUUAAAAACUGUUCAGUGUUCAAUAUGUGGAUGUUUGGAAGACUCUUCCAUAUGUUGGGGCAACCAAGGUUAUCUAUAAUUCACAAGCUGAUUGUAACUAGUCAGAUCGAAAUACUUGAUAUGCUUGUGGCAGAACAUCCUGCUCUUGCCAUGGAAUUGGUGCAGGAAUAUAUCUUUUGUCUCCAAGAUAUCACUGAAGCACUGGGAGCAGAAGGAACGUUGAAAAAACAAUUUGAACUGAGAAGAUUUAUUCCUGAAGGGGAAACAAUUGAUGGCAUUGACCUUGAUUUGUCACCAUGUUUUAUACAUUUGUCGAGUUCUGAAGGUUGCGCAAAUUUGCAGUGUUACUUGUUGGAGCUUCUGAAAUCAAUGACAACUGGGUUUGAACCACAUCCUCACACUGUUCAUUCAAGCCUGUUACCUUUAGUACUGGACUUGCUGAGAACUGGAACAGUUCCUGUGCAGAUGAAAGCUUUUGAAUUUGCAGCUGAUGUGUACAAAGUCAGGCCAUUUUCAGAAUAUAUAAGUGAAAGCAACCAGAUCACAUUUUAUAAGUUUCUGGAGAAGAUAUGUGUAGCUUGUCACACUUUUGAUUUACCUGAGGCACCUUAUGGACAGUUGAAAAGUGCAGUGAAGACGUUACUAGAGGAAAUUGCAGAAAAUGUUCACCUUUAUCCUGAUCUGGACAGAGAUUUCAUAAAGGUCACUGUAAUAAAUAUUGUGCUUCAAGAAUUAUCACAUGCUUUGUCAGAUAUUGUGUCAGAAACCCUGAACAAUAUUAUUAGAAAAAUACUUGGACGCACAUUCCAAUGGAAGCUGGAAAGACAUUUUAUAGAAGAGAUUGCAGGGAAACUAGAUUCUUGUAAAUAUGGGAGGGCUAUUAUUGUAUGCUGCAUUGUUAAAGAAUUGGCAGAGAUGCCUGACUACCAGAAUAACACUAUAUAUUUGGAUGAAAGCCGCAAAAGUGUACUAGGACAUUUUGAAAUGCAAAAAAAAUUACUCCGGAAUGAGUCUCUACAGAAACCAAGGAUAUUAGCUGCAAUGGGAAGCAGAACGUGGUCAUCACUGCUUAAGCGUCUGGAGUCAACUCUGAAGGAUUUAUGUGAGGAGGAACAUCUAGUUACAGAUUCACAGACUUUAAAUGCUGUUGUGCAUCUUAAAUUUGCUCACAUUAUUACAGCAUGUGCUGCAGAGGUGGGCGAACACUUACAUGGCAUCUACUUGGAUGUUGGAGAGAUUAUUUUCUAUGGAGAAAGGUUGAAAUCUGUGGUUGAUGGCAUGGUCCACGUUGCACUGCUUGUUCGCAGUUGUCCAUCUGUUCAAGCACAGAAAUUACUUGAAGUGCUGGUGGAAAUGGCAGGCUGCUUAAUGCGUAUUCCUGAGAGAUUUGAUGAGGAAAGUAUGUGCACAUUGGGUGGCAUUCUUGCUGCUCCAUGGCUGCAACAGAGAGCUGUGAUGGAAUUGUUACCUAGUGGUCAUCCAUUGCGAGAUGUACAGGAUCAUUUACAAAGCCUUUCUAGUCCACAUGUGAUUGAUACAUGCAUCCGAUUUUUGGCACCUCUAAAGCAGUCAGAAGAUGAAGAAUGGCGUGUAAAACUUAUUUCUCAGCUUAUUGCCGAAGGUGGAGAACAUGCUGUGACAGCCGUGCAAAUUAUUCCUUUGCUGCUGACGGCUUUUGAAUCAUCGAAAGCAGAGGAAAUUGUGCUCCAGCUUCUAGUACCAGCACGCAAUCAGGCAUCAUUACAUGUCCACCUUCUUGGGGCUGUACCAGAUAUUCUUUGUGCCCUUACGGAACGUUGUAUUAUUAAGAGGAAAUUAACUGGGAAUCAACUGGACUUGCAACUUGUGUGUACUGACUGCCAGUCAAAAGAUGGGCCUCAGGUGCAACUGUCUUUGAACAGUGAUACCAUGGAAUUUCUGGCAGGAUUAACAACAUUGGCAGUGGAAUCAAGUACAUCGCCUAUGAAACGUGCUGCUGCUAUGUUUUUACCAUCGCUUGCAAGACAUUUUCCAGUGGCAUUUUCUCAUCCAAAAGGCCUUCCUUUCAGUCAGUGGCUUACCAUGCUGUCCGAUCCAGAUAGCAGUGUGCGCUCAGCAUUUUCGAAGCAUGUUCACCAUUUAAUAAUUGGCCAGCGUAAGGAGUGUCAGCAAGAGCUCCUGUCUGAGCUUUCCCAGCAUAUCAUGGCUGCAGUACGGAAAGCUCUUCACACAAAAAACAAGCCUUUACAGGAGUCACUUAUCUUCACUCUGAAGACACUUGGAUGUAAUGUGCGCAUAGAAGGAAUACUGCUGCAUACUGCUGCUGCCCUUGUAGCUUUGGCUUUACACGUAAAUGCAAGUUGUACAAGUGUUUCCAGGCUGUGUUUAAAUGCCAUAGUCAAAGCUCAUGGCAUAUCUCUUCAAAUGUUAUUUACAAGAUAUCGACUUCAGCUGGGCUGUGUCAUAGUAAUGUUUGCUGUACAGAGCCAUUCCAAAUCUAAGCGUAAUUUUGUGGCAACGCUACAAGUAGCAAGCAAGCUAUUUGGAUUUGAGUCUGCUCGCACGCUAUUACUACAAGAAGGCCAUCGACUGCUUCCUUUCCUCUUUUCAGAAGUGUCGGUUCUGGGAGAAUCCACAUUGAUGUUACUACUUGAACAAGUGGCAGAGCAGAUCGAUAAUACAGGUGGAAAACUCAUUCUGCAAGAGUUCCAGUACAUAUACCCAUACAUCAUUGUGAAUGAGAGUGAGGAAGUCAUUAGCUCCUCUGUGGCAGUAAUUGAGAAGAUAACUGGGCAGCCAGUACGCAAUUUGGUUUUCAGUUCCUUCAAGGUUAUACAUAAUUUGUUGAUACUAGAAUAUGCAAGCAAUCAGAAGAAAGUUCUUGACUCACUUCGAUAUUUGGCUAUGAUGGAUCCUGUGUACAAAGGUGGUUCGAAGGAUAUGCCUCUUGAAAGUAUUGCAGAUUUCUUACAGCCUCGUUUUCUUGGGGUACUCAUUUACUUGGACAAUAGUUUGGCAGCAGAACAUGUUUCUGAUACAGAAAAAAAGAAAGCACUGCAGUCUUUACCCAUGCUUAUUAGACUAAUGGGAACAAAGUAUAUUACAUUAGCUCGCUUCAAAGUGCUUACAAGCCUGCGAAUUGCCCUGAGGCUUAAUUAUAGCAAUUUCCCGGAGCUGACUGUUGCAGCGUGGGAUGCAUAUGUUCAUUGUUUGGAUGCUGCUGCCUUAGGAGCACUUUUGAGCACUGUUUUCAUCUCUCUUCUGCCACUUCUGGACACUUUACCACAAGAAGUACUUACCAUUUUCCGGUAUCUCAUAAUAGAAAGACAGGAUGAUUUGUGGCAGAGCUUUAGAGAUUUAUAUUUUGUGCCUGACAGACAAGAUCUGAAAUUUGUCCAUGAAGCAGUGAAGAAGUUUUCUAAUAGGAACAGAUCUGAUGAUUUUACUGUGAUGCUUCGUGAACGAGUAGCUUAUGCCAGCCAUGAAAUAAUAGAUGUAAGGCUUGAAGGGCUGAGGAAUUUGAAAUCAUUUAUACACCAAAGUAGAACAAAUGUAAAUGAAGCAGUUGUUGCAAAAGAGAAAGUUGAUCGCAGUAUCAUUGAGUUGGUGAGAGUGUUAAUGGAAUCGUGUCAUGAUCAUGAUGAAGCUGUACGCUUAGCUGCUGGAAGGUGUCUUGGAGAGUUAGGUGCAAUUGAUCCUGGCAUAAUGCCCACUCGGGAACGUUUGCAACAUACUGGUUCAGGAUACACUUUCUCACUUGAUGUUGAGGAUGAAAGCUUUGCUGUAGCAGCAAUAACUGAAUUGGCGAAAGGCUUCCAAAAAUCAAAAGUUACUCAAAAUGUAGAUGCCUUCUCAUAUUCUAUACAGGAGUUACUAAAAAUUUAUCAGAUAACAGAAAAUUCACCAUUAUGGAACAAAUUUUCGGGGAAUGUUCAGGACAUUAUGAGACCACUUCUGAAAUCUACAUACAAGUCUGUGUUGAAACGUCCAGAAGACUUCCCAUGCCCUAUAUAUGGGUCAAAGUAUGGGAGAAACCUUCACACUUGGUUGUAUUGCUGGGCCUUCAAAAUGAUUAGCUUUGUGACAGAGAGGAAGUGUAGAAAGAUUUUUGAUGCUUGUGCACUGAUUGUGAAGAGAGACUUGACAACUGCACUUUACUUGCUCCCUUACAUUUUGCUGCAUGCUCUUAUUGCAUGUAACACUGUGCAGCGUGAAACAAUCCUAUAUGAAGUGCGAACACUAGUUCAGAACACUCUACCACAAACUAUGUCAGAUGAAGUGGAACACAGAACUAUCUUGCUGCAUCCUCGUCGACGUCCAGGAAUGCACAAUCAAGGACCUCGCGAACAAGAGCACAUACGUGCCUGCCGUGUUAUGUAUUCAUUGUUAGAUUUUUUAGCUCAUUGGCUUCGUGAAUGGAAAGCUGCCCAUAGUGCCAAUUCUGAUGAUCAUGCGUACCAGAAAGUUUCAAGUUUCUUGGAAGAAAUUCCAAAACUGUCUAUUUCGAAAGGAAACUUCUUCUGCAGGGAAUAUGCUUGUGCACUGAAAUAUCUGGAAUCGCAUGUAAAGAACCAACCAAAUGAUCUACAAGCCAAUUUGUCCUACUUGGAAGAAAUAUAUGUAAAUCUUAAUGAUCUGGAUGGUGUUGCUGGCACAUUAGCAAUCCAAGGCAAAGAGCCUUCUUUAUACCAAACAUUACGUGCACAUGAAGUAAUGGGUCGUCUUCAGGAAGCAUCUGCAUGUUACGAAAAAAUGGCACAAGAAUUCCACAUAGAUGCCCAUAAUAUACAAGGAAUUUUAAAAUGUUAUUUACGGCUUGACCAACCAUUUAUUGCCAUGAAAAUUACAGAAGGUGUUACAGCAAUAAGGCCGGAAUUAGAGCAAGAUAUUCUCUCAGAAAAAGCAGAAGCUCUUUGGCGGCUGGGCCAGUAUGAUCACUUGGAAAAAUUUGUCAGUCGCCCUGAUGUUGCUCCUGUGCAACAUUGGGGAGUACAGGUUGGAAAGGCCAUUUCAUUGAUGCGCCUUCCUGAUUCUGGUGGUGCUCUGACUGCUUGUCUCUGUGAUAUUCAGCGCUUGGUUCUCGAUUCCAUUUGUGAAACAGUGUACAAGCAUGGAGCGUAUCGCCAUGCUUAUAACAAAGUUGUUGAGUUACAUAUUGCACAUGAGAUGGAACAGAUAUCUACACUACUUCAUUAUCUUUUGUCAGGCGAAAGCAAUCUCACUUCUGGAAUUAAGAAAGCACGACAGCUUUUCGCAAAUUGGGAUGCACGAUUUAAAGUAGUCCAGCGGUCAUUCCAUGUUGCUGAAUGUGUUCUCCGUUUUCGUAGAACAUUGCUGGGAUUGUUGCGUGAUGCUGUGGCUCCUAGUUUUUCACAGCUUUCAGAACUAUUCGACCGUGAAAUUGGAACGAGUUGGCUGCAAAGUGCAAGGGCUGCUCGCAAGGGUAACCAUCAUCAGCAGGCAUACACUUAUCUCUUGAGUGCUGAAAAGUAUAAACUUCCACAACUGUUGCUUGAGAAAGUAAAACUGCACUGGAUAAAAGGCGAUCAUGAAUCAGCGUUUCAUGCACUGAAAUGUGUUGUGUCUGAAGAUUUUCCUGAGGAAAAAGAAGAGGAAGAUGAAGAAAUGACUUCACGGAGAAUACUGUAUGCCAAGGCACUACUUCUUUAUGCUCGCUACAAUGAUGAUAUGCUGAAAGUAGAUACUGAGCAGUCAGUCCGUAACUACAAUCGUGCUCUGAGCAUGUACGCUUGCUGGGAGAAAGGUUAUGUAAGUCUUGCUCGGUUCUAUGAUCGUGUUUUGCAGAAUUUCAGUGAAGCUGAACGUGAUACAAAAGGAGGAGAUGUUCAGUUGGCAAUUGUGAACUGUUAUGGAAGCUCUUUAAAAUACGGCUGUAAAUAUAUUUAUCAGUCUAUGCCACGGAUGUUGACACUGUGGCUUGAUUACGGUUCCAACCAAACUGCUGCUGGUCGCAGUAAUGCUGGAAUGGCUGCAAAAAUGACGGAGCUAAUAGUGAAAGUAACAUCAGCUCUACCCCCUUACAUGCUGAUGACUGCACUGUCACAGCUUAUAUCAAGAGUGUGUCAUCAGAAUAGCAUGGUGGUGAAACAGCUGAAGACUAUAAUUAUCAGAGUGCUCAUCGCAUAUCCACAUUAUGUUCUUUGGAUGUUGAUGGCACCAUUAAAGUCCAAUUACAACGUUCGAGCCAAACGGUGUCAUGAAAUCCUGCAUGAUGAGAGCGUCAUCCACGCUGGUCUCUCAAAACUCGUCAGUGACUACAUUGCACUAACAGAUAUGCUUAUUGACCUCACAAACAAACCUGUUUCUGAUGCAUCAACGACUACAGUAACAGAUCUCGUACCACAGCUCAACCAGCUUCUCAGAUCACCAAAUUUCAGCAGAAUCAUAGUCCCUACACAGAAGUAUUUGAGUUUUGUGCUUCCUUCAAAUGGUUCAAAGGAACACAACCCAUUUCCAGAAGCUGGUGUUCAUAUUUCCCACCUUCUUGAGAAAGUGACAAUUCUACAGUCGAUGCAAAAACCAAGGUGUAUUACUCUGGUUGGCUCUGAUGGAGAAAACUAUAUGAUGUUGUGCAAACCAAAAGAUGAUCUACGCAAAGAUUUUCGCUUGAUGGAGUUUAAUGGCAUAGUUAAUAAAUACUUAAAAAAGGACCCAGAUUCGAGGCAGCGUGCUCUACGUGUUCGCACCUAUGCUGUAGUACCACUAAACGAAGAAUGUGGCAUUAUUGAAUGGGUGCCAGAUCUUGUGGGUUUGAGGCCCAUGCUGUCUGGUCUUUACAAGAGGAUGGGAAUUAGCCCACCUCAACGAAUUCUUAAAGAACUUCUUACAUGUAAAGUGGACCAAGUGGCAAAGAAGAGAUUAAUAUUUGACAAGUUACUGAAGAUGCAUCCACCAAUUUUGAGUGAAUGGUUCCUUCAAACUUUUCCAGAUCCAUCCAGUUGGUACCAGGCAAGAACAACAUAUGUCCGUACUUGCGCAGUAAUGUCAAUGGUGGGAUACAUUUUAGGUCUAGGAGAUCGGCAUGGAGAAAAUGUUUUAUUGGACUGUAGCAGUGGUGGAGUUGUCCAUGUAGAUUUCAACUGCCUUUUCAACAAGGGUGAGAAUUUCGACUGUCCAGAGGUAGUACCAUUUCGUUUGACACACAACAUGGUUUCAGCUAUGGGUCCGUUAGGAGUGGAAGGACCAUUUCGACGUGCCUGUGAGAUCACACUGCGCUUACUACGCACAAAAAGUGACACUCUAAUGUGUGUUUUGAGGCCUUUUGUGUAUGAUCCAAUUAUUUCAUGGAAGAACAAGAGUUCAGUGAAGAAAAAUGAGGAAAUGACAAAUGAAAGGGCUGUGCAAAAUCUUGCAAGAAUAGAGCAACGUUUGAAAGGGGUGUUGCGGUCUGUGAGCAAACCGUACUCAUUCCCACUAUCUGUAGAAGGACAAGCCAAUAGUCUCAUUAUGGAAGCAACCAGUAUUGAUAAUCUCUGUCGAAUGUACAUUGGCUGGGGGCCAUACCUGUAAAAGGGAAACAGUUCAAGUCCAAGUGAAGGGAGAACAUUCCUCUUGUAUUCUUAAUAAACAUUACUCUGCUGUGAUAAUUUAAAUUAUUUUGUAUUGUAUGUACUCUAUUUGCUUAUGUAUUAAAGUUUCACAUUGAGAAUUUUGUACAGAGCAACA
Molecule: messenger RNA, 8152 nt
Organism: Schistocerca serialis cubense
Lineage: Eukaryota; Metazoa; Arthropoda; Insecta; Orthoptera; Acrididae
Gene: mei-41
Product: serine/threonine-protein kinase ATR
Exons: 43
Coding region: 167-7996 (2609 amino acids)
Biological process (GO): DNA damage checkpoint signaling; telomere maintenance; protein phosphorylation
Cellular component (GO): nucleus
Molecular function (GO): protein binding; protein serine/threonine kinase activity
Source: RefSeq, a predicted model, not a curated record